UCUUUUCUCUCUCCAUCAUUCAGCGAUCUUGCAUUUCGCCCUCCAAACCCUACUCGCAUCGCAGGAAGAGGAACCCUUCCCCACACCAUGGCGAAGUGCUCGCCGUUGUCGGCGACCUCCGGCUACGAGGACCCGAGCCCGAUCAGGCACGUCCUCUGCGUGACGAGGGACGAAGACGUCAAGCGUUUCGAAGAGACCGAGGACUGCUUCAUCCUGGGUUUCGACCCGUUCGACCGCAUCUCCAGGCUCUCCGUGGCGAUGGCCGAGGCUGGUGGCGACGAUGGGUCCAAGGACCUCGUCGUCAUCGCUGAGAAAGGACAGGUGGCUUGUAGAGACUUCCCGCACUCAAGGCAUCUUUGUCAGAAAUUUCCCUUUGCAACUACGCCCCAUGAAAGAUACUGCGAGCUGUGCUACUGCUAUGUAUGCGAUUCAGCUGCCCCCUGUAAGAAGUGGUCCAAUAAAGGCCAUUGUGAUGCCACAGAGCACGACCAAAGGUGGAAGUCAAAGAGGCAGAAGAAAUCGAGGAAAAAGAGGGAAGGAUAAAUGGCAAUUGAAGGACUCUUCAUAUUGUCUGUUUUCUUGCUAGUUCGUGGUGAAAGUAGUGGAUACUUGAUAGCAUCUCGCCGGCAUACAGUGAGCAGCAUUGUGCUCUUUCCUUUUCUGAUGAUCAAUUCAUGCUCUUGCACUUGUUGAUCAGCUGAUCAUGUCCCUAUUUUUGCGCUUGGUUUCGGCCAUUGACUCGAGUUCAUGAAAGGGUAAUUUGUAUAGGACAGCUUUUGGAAUCAAGGAACUUGAUUGUACAGUCAUUUGAUCCGUUUUGAAGCAGAAGGUCCAAUUUCGUAA
This is a messenger RNA of Syzygium oleosum, 843 nucleotides long. Its product is annotated as RPM1 interacting protein 13. The transcript is spliced from 3 exons. Bases 88 to 543 code for a protein of 151 amino acids. The record is from RefSeq and is a predicted model, not a curated record. Lineage: Eukaryota; Viridiplantae; Streptophyta; Magnoliopsida; Myrtales; Myrtaceae.